Ambispora gerdemannii is the source of this 288-nucleotide messenger RNA. The record is from the annotation of a GenBank genome assembly. Lineage: Eukaryota; Fungi; Glomeromycota; Glomeromycetes; Archaeosporales; Ambisporaceae.
AUGAAAAUUUUCCAUCAUAACACUUGUCAGCGAUAUGGCAGUUCAAAGCAGCGACAACUAAUGGAUAUACAUUCGAAUUCAAUUGUUGUAACACAAAAUCCGAAAGCUGUCAUGAUCACUAGUGAUGUCGUUGCUCGUAGUAUUGGUGGAACUGAUGGGUCUGUCCGAUUUUUCGGUCGAUCAAAGUAUCGUGAAGCCAUGAAGCAGAGAAUAACUUCAGCGCGCAAAAUUGAUCAGGAGGAACAUAAGGCAUUAGCACAAGAUCUAGAUGUGGACGAAGAUCUGUAA